UAUCAAUAGACUUUAUGCGGCCAGCGUCGGUGGUCGUCCAGCCGGCCGCCGGGUCGCGUCGAACUGUGCGCUUCAAUAAACGAUCGAUCGCGACGAGCUUGCUCUUUGGUCUAAACGCCGCUGUGAUGCCACUGAAGGCGUACAUCUCGGAGCCACUGCCGUGGGCACUUGAAAACCGCCACGACUGGAUCACCGACUGUGGGGUGAAUCAAACAGCGUGCACAAAUGCUCUUUUGGCGUUCGGGUACAACUACAGUCAGCGCAUCCUCCCGGGCCGCUCGGUUACGUUCGGGCCUGGAUACGAUAUCACGCGCACCGCCGUGAGCCUCAACCAAGGCGAUACGACAUCAUUUCUGGUGCAAAUGCCGGUGUCGCAGUAUUACUCGAUUGAUCUCCGCCGGGAUGCCCUCGCUCUCGGCGCUGGCAGGCUUCCUGACAACGCUUUUUCCGGCGUUUUUGUGUCCGUCUUUCUCGGAUUCCCCAUGGCGUAUACGACGUUGUGGUCGAUCAACGCGUCCGCGUCCUCCGUUGACAUCUACGUCUCGUCGCAGUUGCCCCUGUUUUCGCCCAUAUACGGAGCAACCAAGUUUGGUGGGCGCGUCUUGGUCACACUCUACAUUCUGUGGCUCAUGUGGGUCCGGUACUACCGUGCGUAUCUCCACUUGAAGCGCAACCUGUUGGAUUAUGGCCUUCAGAACGGCGCGACAUCAUUUGAAAUCAUUCUCGGUGACCCCACCAGUAUCAUUCUUGUCAACCCGCUCGUGGCUGCCGCGUUCCUAUUGGAUACUGUGAGCAGUGUCGACUACCUCAGUCGCUGCAUGGUGCGCGUGUGUCAAGUCAAUGAUCUCGUCGUUUUUGGCCUUGCGACAUUGUACCUCUCGCGAACGCUUUGGUUUGCAUACGCUGGCCUUGGCGUCGCUUCUGCCCUCCUCAAGAAAGUUAAGACUGUGCGCUUUGCCGCCCUCGAUACAACAACCACAGCACUUGCUGUGUCGGUGCUCGCGGGGCCGUUGACGUAUCUCCAGUCGCGCACGAUGGUGUGCAUUGACUUGUAUUUUUGGGCGGGGACGGGUAUCGUUCGCGUCCCCAACAACACGAUCGAGACGGCGUUCAUGUGCGUCAUUUACAUUUCGACGAUUGCCCUGCUUCCCAUCGCCGUCGGCAUUGCGUACCCGCUGCUUCGCCCGCCGCGCAAUGUCCGGUCGUUAUCGACAACGGCUACGCUCGCAGUGACGCAGGAUCUCAAGAAACGAUGCAUUCUAGCCUUGGCCACCACAUCACUCUGCCGACGGCGUCGCGUGGCCCCCACGACGUCCACGAGCAGCUUUGUCGACGGCGGCACGUUCCAUGUGCUCGCUCACCAAUACCCAAUGUACCGCAAUUACUUGUGCAUGAGUCAGAAGAGCGCCGACUGCCAUGUUUUGUGUACCUCAGUGGGACAGCCCCAGCGACGUGUAUGCUUGACUCUGCUCUUUUUCACUGACCUCCCAGUUGUCCCUGCGAUGGAGCCCGCCGCAGUCGGUACGAUACAAGGCGACGUGUUUGGCGCACAUGUCAUCCACCAAGGUCGACGUGCGUCACCUUGGGUCCAAUAGCUAGCCCAACACAAUUUUUACCAAUCCAAUCGCAUUACUAGUGUGUGCUAGCUGUGUAUCAUAGGCCACUCAUUUAUGUUGGAAGCUUGGUAAUGCUGCAAAUAAACCCUUG
This is a messenger RNA of Saprolegnia diclina VS20, 1707 nucleotides long. RefSeq lists its product as hypothetical. The record is from RefSeq and is a predicted model, not a curated record. The transcript has 2 exons. NCBI's taxonomy places the organism in Eukaryota, Oomycota, Saprolegniomycetes, Saprolegniales, Saprolegniaceae. Bases 15 to 1595 code for a protein of 526 amino acids.